GUCCACGCGCGGUGAACGUAGUCCCGUAACAGGUGCUACAAUUUACUAGCAGCCACCCAGAACUCAUGAUGCAAUACUGGCAUAAUCAAAUGUAAUCAGGAGAGAAUUAUAGGUAUCGUGUAUCCGUGUUUAUAUCUACUUAGGUUGGAUUGCAUGCAUUAUUAUGACAACAAAGCAGGCAUGACACCCGGCGUCACCUGCGAGCUCUAUAUUUAGUAAAGCAAAAAGGCACCUCCAUUUUAUACAUUGUAGUCGUGUGUUUUACAGUUUGGGUAAACAUACAGGUAAAGCACCACUGUACCUGAGGACGGCCAUUAAUGGAAAAUUUCUGCAAAUCUUAGCAUUAUCUGAUGGAUAGAGAUAUUCGGUUAUCAACAGACGCAAUUUAACCAAGACAAGUAUAAUCUAACCGAUUUUAAAAAUAUAAUUUGGAUAAAGAUACCACAACAGCUCAUCUUUAAGAAAACAAAAUGACGACAGUACGCCCUGAAACCACGGAAAAUAUUGAGCCAAUUCCUGGACGUCACAAUAACCAGGCAAUACUGCAAGUUAUAAACGAAAAAAUAUUAGAAAAGACAGACAGGCGUCCCUUCUAUAUUGUCAAUUUGAAUGACAUCGUUAACAAGCACAAGCACUGGGUGGAACUGAUGCCACGUGUCAAACCCUUCUACGCCGUGAAAUGUAACAACACUGAGCCAGUCGUGAAGACCAUUGCAGCACUUGGGGCGGGGUUUGACUGCUCCAAUAGCGCUGAAUUCCAGCAGGUUCUAACCCAUGGGGUGGGAACAGAUCGGAUUAUAUAUGCCCAUCCCUGCAAAGAUCCCCAAGACAUUAAACGUGCCUCAGAACAAGGAGUCGACCUUAUGACCUUUGACAACGAGUAUGAGUUAGUCAAGGUAAAGAAUCUCUAUCCAGAUGCAAGACUUGUGUUACGCAUUCACCCGCGAGUUGACAAGACUAGGUAUACAUUUGGCAAGAUGUAUGGUUGUGCCCUCGACCAGUGCAAUGAACUAAUUGUGAGGGCAAAAGAAAUGAAACUGACGGUCGUGGGUGUCAGUUUCCAUAUCGGUGACACUUGUUUUGAUUCCAUGGCCUACCAAAACACCAUACGAUUGUGCCGUGAGAUCUUUGAUGAAGCCAAAGCCAUUGGCUACAACUUCAGUUUACUGGACAUCGGUGGAGGGUUCCCCGGUUAUGCAGUCAAAGGCAAACCAACAUUUGCUGAUGUUGCCAAAGACAUAAACACGGCUCUGGACGAAUAUUUCCCCAAGGAAGAAAAUGUUGUUGUCAUUGCUGAACCUGGAACAUACUACGUUCAGUCGGCCUUCACCUUGGCACUUAGAGUUAUCGGUAAACGAGUUUUACGCUCGGCAGCCUCGGACAUGGACCACGAACAGUCGUUCUUGUACUACCUCAAUGACGGGAUUCAUGGGUCAUUCUUUUUCACAGUGCUGGUUGACAAAGCGAUUCCAGGUUUUCGUGUUAUUAAGGACCAAAAACAAAUGCCGGUCUAUCAAUGCACCGUGUGGGGUCCAACACUCGACCCCAUUGACUGCCUGGCAAACGACAUCCAACUGCCCGAACUGGACAUCGGAGACUGGUUGUACGUGCCAAACAUGGGGGCAUACACUAUCGUAGCAGUAACCUCCUUCAACGGGACAGCCCGACCGGAUUUAUUCUACCUUGCAUCAGGUGAAAUCCCCUCUGAAAUUGGCGUUUAA
Molecule: messenger RNA, 1721 nt
Organism: Lingula anatina
Lineage: Eukaryota; Metazoa; Brachiopoda; Lingulata; Lingulida; Lingulidae
Product: antizyme inhibitor 2-like
Cellular component (GO): cytoplasm
Molecular function (GO): ornithine decarboxylase activity
Source: RefSeq, a predicted model, not a curated record